Messenger RNA from Ostertagia ostertagi, 792 nucleotides. The record is from the annotation of a GenBank genome assembly. NCBI's taxonomy places the organism in Eukaryota, Metazoa, Nematoda, Chromadorea, Rhabditida, Trichostrongylidae.
UACUAUUCAACGGGCAGCGUGCCAUCAUUACGGCCGCAUCGACAUGGACAUCAUGACGCCCAUGAAGAGGGUGAGCUAGACGACGAAGACGCUCCUAACGAAGCACUCGAAUUUCAUGCUAACGGCAGCUCCCACGACCACAUCGGAGAACGUGUGGUGGCUGACGAAAUAGCUAAGAAAGUUAGGGUCUUUUGUUGGAUUCUCACUGGAAAGCAGAAUCACGAAAAACGAGCGAAGCAUGUGAAAGCUACAUGGGCUAAACGCUGCAACAAAUAUGUAUUUAUGUCAUCUGAAAGCGAUCCUAAUCUUCCGGCAAUCAAUCUGAAUAUUUCUGAGGGACGCGAUCAUCUUUGGGCGAAGACAAAAGCAGCAUUCAAGUAUCUGCACGAUCAUUACUUGAACGAAUACGAUUGGUUCCUGAAAGCCGAUGACGAUACCUACGUAGUGUUGGAAAACUUGAGGUAUAUGCUUCUUGCUCACUCGCCUGAUCAACCAGUCCAUUUUGGCUGUAAGUUCAAGCCGUUCACGAAGAAGGGCUAUCACAGUGGUGGUGCCGGUUACGUCCUUAGUCGAGAAGCUCUGAAGAAGUUUGUCAAAGAAGGCUUAACCGAUCCGAAGAAAUGUUCUCCCAACCACGGCGGCGCGGAAGACGCUGAAAUGGGGAAAUGUCUGGAGAAGAUUGGCGUCGUGGCUGGCGAUUCGCGAGACGGUGAAAAGCAUCACAGGCACGUUUUUCUGGGUUUUCUGAACUUGAAAUGCACUGCAAAUCAAAAGAACGGUCAACAUGGGUAG